UUGACAGUAAUUUAUUUGCAACUGUAUUGAUUUAAGCAUAUAUUUUAGUGUUUUUAUUUUAUUUUUUAUUAUUUUCAUUGCUGUUGUUGUUUUUGUAUUCCCUGAACCCCCCUUAUUUUUAAGCUGCUUUAAGAACAAUGAAUUUAUUUGAAAGAAAAAAAGUAAAAAUGCAUUUAAACAUUUUUUUUAAGAGUGAUUUUUUUAAAGUAUAACUAUUUGGAUGAAUUGCAAAAAAGCACCCUUAUUGAACUCUGAGUGCGAGUUGAGCCCAUCCUCACAACAUCAAACAAAAAGUAGAAGAAGAAACUCAACGAAUAGCUGGUGGAUUCUAGAACUUUCUGUAAAUGCAGCAGGUGCCAUUUUUGUUUUAUCAACGGACGGAGAUGGAUUACGAACUUGCAAGUCCUGGUGUGCUCUGUUCACUUUCAACCGAGGAACUCUUAACAAAAAUACAAGAGUGGGGCUUAGAUGUCACCGAAGCUGAAGCUCAGCGUUUCAGAGACAAUGAGGUUGAUGGUGACACAGUUGACUGCGGUCUUACUGAGACUAUGGUUGCAUACCUUUUCCAAGGAUCCUUCAAAAAGCAGGUUAAAUUCAACCAAUUUGUGUCAAGGAUGAAGGAAUCUUCAGUGACGCUGACUCUACAGACUGUCUCUCCAGAAGACUGGCAACCAUCUACUUCGUCAACUUCAAUAAGCAAUGAAAAUACUUUGAGACUGCCAGCCUCUUUUGAAAUUCCAAGAUUUCCCAAAAAUCUGCAACUAAAACUGGACAACAAAGAACCGUGCCAUAAAAAUCCGAGGGACAGACACACAAUAAUCAGAGUUCUAUAUGAAGCUGUGGCACAGUAUACUAUGUAUCCCACAAAUUCUGAAUAUGUGCAAGCUGUGAAGACGCUGGUAAUGAAGUAUCCUUUCCUCAAGGAUCGUGAGGGAAAUGGUUAUCACACAUGGCAUAUGUCUUUGAGACGUAAAUUCAAAUCAGAGCGGGCACCACUAGUCGACAGUGAGGCAGUGAGGCGUUGUAAGGAGAAGUUUGGUUCUACGAGGAGAGGGCAGCCUAAUAAAUGUCAACGAACAAGUCAGAGAAAUGUUUGUCAGGGACCAUGCGUCCAAGGAGAGGAUUUAUUAUCCAUAGACGCCCACUUAAAGGUCUUACAGUGCCAAUAUCAGAAGAUGCAACCAGAUACCAUGGUGGUUCAUAACCGUAUGCAGCAAACGUUUGCUUGGCGGCAAAAAGAAAUUGCAGAUGGUAUGCCUGUGGAGGAUGUGUUGAAGAAGUACCCCUUCUUAGGGAUGCCUACUGGUCUGUGCAACGAACUCGGGUGGAUCCAACCAACAACGGGUAAUGUAAGCCAGCGAUUUCGUGAAGGGCUCUCAUGUGUUGCAGCAAAGGUGAUUGACCUUACACGAGGGAAAACCCCACUCUACCAGCUCUACCUUGAUGCAAGAGAGGAGGCUCUCACUGAUGACCUACCAGAUCUUGACACAAGGGCUGCACUUUUAUUCCUGCCAUACGUCUUCAAGGAGAAACUGGAUCUCUUUGUCAUACUUGGAGAGGUUCAUCCUAAAACCCCCUAUCCAACUGUUCAGCUACUUCAUGAAGACUGGAAAUCAGUGUUCUCCAGAAGCGCUCCAAACAUUGUGAAGUUGGAUGGCAGUGAAGUGUGCAGAACCUCGUGUAUUUUUGAAGGAAUCAUCUCUUCUUUCUGCUUGUAUUUUGUCUUCAACCUUGCUUACCCAAAACAUCUGAAGAACACCCUGAUUUUUCUCCAAAAGUACAUUGUGAAAAUAGAUGAGGGUGAGGACCGGCCUCUGCCAAUCACAGUCACCAGACAAAUAAACCUUCUGUAUUGACCACCAUGCCUCAGCCAUAUCAGUGCUCCAAAUGUGGCAGAAGAACCUUUAGUUUGAUAAAGCUUAUUCAGCACAUAGGACUUAUUCAUUCCCAUGAUGUCAAUUUUGACAUAACUUGUGGACUCAGUGACUGCUGUUCUUCUGUUACACAAGUGUCAUUAUUUAAUCCACUAUGCAAGACUGAUUGAAAUGUUCGGCCCUCUACGUUUGUUAUGGUGUAUGAGAUUUGAAAGUAAGCACCAGUAUUUCAAAACGUUGUCCCGCAAUUGUAGAAAUUUUAUGAACAUUGCUACAACUUUGAGCAACAGACAUCAGUUCAGACAGUGCUGGGAGUUUUCUAACAAAAGUUUACUUGGUGAAUUUGAAAAUGUUUUUGGAAAAAGUGUGACUACACCAUUUUUGUCAUUACCACUGGAACUGCAACAAGCACUGACAGUCUAUUGUGGCUUUUCUGAAGUUGAUAGUGCUAAGACCUAAGAAAGCUUUCCAGCGUGUGUCAGAAGUAAUUGUGAACAGUGUCAAAUACUGUGUAAGAGAUGUGUUUGUCAUUGAUGUACUGCAUUCAGAGAAGAUUCCUCUGUUCUGGCAAAUUAAGUACAUAUUUAAUAUUGACACAAUGUGGGUCUUUUGUGGAAAAAUUCUCAUUCCUCUGUUAUAUGACAACCAUUUUCAUUCAUACAGUGUUAGAGUUGGUAGUGAAUGGACGUUGCUAAAACCUGGACAGGAAAUUGAUGUUGCAGCUUAUGACAUACUCUGUUGAUAACAGUCUGUAUUUAAGAAGGUAAUAAAUGUGACAAGUAUUUUUGA
Molecule: messenger RNA, 2663 nt
Organism: Oreochromis niloticus (Nile tilapia)
Lineage: Eukaryota; Metazoa; Chordata; Actinopteri; Cichliformes; Cichlidae
Product: sterile alpha motif domain-containing protein 3
Exons: 9
Coding region: 345-1856 (503 amino acids)
Source: RefSeq, a predicted model, not a curated record